GGGGGGUGGGGAGGGAAAAAAAGGAAAGAAAAGGAAAAAAAAUCCAAGCUAGACAGACGGACCUUCCCAAAAUCGUCGCGGGGGGUGGAAAUUUAAAGCAUAAACUUGGGUGGGUUUAUUUUUUUUCCUUAAAAAAAAAUUCCUCCCCAUGUCUGUUUGCAAAAGCCAAACCCUGUUUGCCAAACUCUCUACAAAUCAAGCCAAGCGAGACAGAGGGGGCCUCAAAGGCAGGGGAGUCCCACAUGGGACCCUAGCUCUUGUAGUAACAACACUUUGGUAGGAACUGGCGAAGGCCUGUGAGCCCCCCAGCUCCGGGGACUGGUGCUUAUACCUGCCUGCACCAGCGGGGGACCGUCCACCGCCUGCCAGCCUGGAGCACCAUCUACACGUCUCCCCAGGCAGCUGCGGCCACCGGGCUUCCGAGGCCAGCCUGAUGGCGGAGCCGCGCUUUAACAACCCCUACUUCUGGCCGCCCCCUCCCACCAUGCCCAGCCAGCUGGACAACCUGGUUCUGAUCAACAAAAUCAAGGAGCAGCUCAUGGCAGAGAAGAUCCGGCCACCGCACUUGCCCCCAACUUCAGUGUCUUCCCAGCAGCCCCUGCUGGUGCCUCCCUCGCCCGCAGAGGGCAGCCAAUCGAUUAUGUCCAUUCCCAAGCUGCAGCAGGUUCCUGGGCUGCACCCCCAGGCUGUCCCGCAGCCAGAUGUGGCCCUCCACGCUCGUCCAGCCACCAGCACUGUCACAGGUCUGGGACUGGGCUCCCGUGCCCCCGCAGUCAGUACCUCAGAAUCCAGUGCUGGGACAGGCACCAGCACCCCCUCCACGCCCACCUCGACCAGCCAGAGCCGCCUCAUUGCCUCCUCGCCUACCCUCAUCUCAGGGAUCACCAGCCCUCCGCUCUUGGACUCCAUCAAGACCAUCCAAGGUCACAGCCUGCUGGGGGCCCCCAAAACAGAACGAGGACGCAAGAAGAUCAAAGCAGAGAACCCGUCAGGGCCCCCCGUCCUCGUGGUGCCCUACCCCAUCUUAGCCUCGGGUGACAUUGGAAAAGAGGGCAAGACGUACAGGUGUAAAGUCUGCCCCCUCACUUUCUUCACCAAGUCGGAGAUGCAGAUCCACUCCAAGUCACACACCGAGGCCAAGCCCCACAAGUGCCCGCACUGCUCCAAGUCUUUCGCCAACGCCUCCUACCUGGCGCAGCACUUGCGCAUCCACCUGGGUGUCAAGCCCUAUCACUGCUCCUACUGCGAGAAAUCGUUCCGCCAACUCUCCCACCUCCAGCAACACACCAGAAUCCACACUGGUGACAGACCCUACAAGUGCCCUCAUGCGGGCUGUGAAAAAGCAUUCACACAGCUCUCCAACCUCCAGUCUCAUCAACGGCAGCACAACAAGGACAAGCCCUACAAGUGUCCAAACUGCUACCGGGCUUACACGGACUCGGCCUCGCUCCAGAUCCACCUCUCUGCGCAUGCAAUCAAACACGCCAAGGCCUACUGCUGCAGCAUGUGUGGAAGGGCCUAUACUUCGGAGACCUAUUUGAUGAAACACAUGUCCAAACAUACGGUGGUUGAACAUCUAGUGAGUCAACAUUCUCCUCAAAGGACGGAGUCUCCAGGCAUCCCAGUGCGAAUCUCUCUCAUCUGAAUUUUGGGGAGCCCCUCCCUAAGUGUGGCCCCUCUUGAAUUACAGAGCUGGGGGGGAAGGACAGGACAGCUUGGAAUAGGAUCACAGGAACCACAGCUUCUUCCGGGCACUACCACCACCCCACUCAGGUGCCUGCUGCGUUCCCCCCCAUCCAUGCCCAGGACAAAGAGAUGGAGUCUGGACGUGCAACCCGCCCCGAGCUGGGGAGUUCCUCCUUCAAUUUUGGUGGCAGCCAAAGACAGUUCCAGAGCACUUUGAACCUCUGUGUCCCCUCCCCUCCAACCUGACUCAUGCCCUUCUUGCUUUUGGAAAUCCUCCAGGCUUUUAAAAGCCCUGGCCCAGUUUUCCUUCCAGGUUUUCUUUUUUUUCCCCCUGCUUGUUUUAAUUUUAGAUACAAACCAACCUUAUAAUUUAUUGACCACACGCUUGAUGCAAUUACCAAUCAGGCACCAAUGCUUUCUGGACUCUCCUUUGGGGAGGUAAUAGAUGUGAUCCAUGGGGGCACCUGCAGGCUUUGCCAAGGGUGGACAGCAACAAACCCGGAGUUGCUAAGACACUGCAUAGUCCUUGUUGCAAACAUGCCCGACCGGUCCACUGCCAAGGUGAGCAUGAUUGCCAACCCUGCUUGGAGUGAUUGGGGAGGGGGAUGUCCCGGACAGGGACUUUUUGUGGAAGGAGGGUAACUUUUGGAGGAUUGACUAGGGCAUGGCAUGGCUGGAGGGAGCCUGGAGAUGAGUGGGCGGGAGAAAGCGGUGACAGUAUGACCCAGCUCUCACUGACAUCCAUGUGUGUGUGUGUUGGGUUCCCACGUUUUAGCCUUGAGAAUGAGCUGGUGCAAAUGGAUCAAAACAGCAUUCCACUUAGCAGAGUCUCAGUUGGAGCAAAGAGCAGGAAGCAAGGGGUGGCUUGGGCUGUGAUGUGGCAGAAGGAUCUCUGAACCACAGGUGCGUGUUUUGUCGUCGUCUUACCCCUCUCCUUCACGACCCCGCACAUGGAGCAGGUUCCCCUGUGCUUUUGACAAUUUCACACAAAACAUCGUAUGUAUUCUAACUUACACAAAAGGCAUCUUUCAUCUGCCACAGGCUCUCAGUACACCUUUUGGACUCCAGUUUUCAGGUUGAAGGCCCCCCUGUCUCCUUUAGCAGCUUAUGGCUGGACCCAGCCACUUUUCUAGCACCCAGUCAGCUAGGAUUGGCUCGGAAGUGCACAGCUAUUCUGUGGAACGGCCAGCAGCCCAAGAAGCCAGAUAAGACCUGACUCACUGAGAUAAGACCUAAAAAGCUGCAAAAGCAGCUCACAAAGUGGGAAAGGCUUUUUCCCUUCCGCUCUUGGUGAUGUGGGUCCUAGGCUCUAUUCAGUUAGGAACCAGAAGUACUGUAGUACUGUUAAAGCUUCAGGGAACUUCUGAUCCUUUUGAUAAAACUGCAGGAGUGGAGGGAUGCAGAGGGGAUGGCUCCAGCUGGACUUGGGAGUGCAGCUACCACCAUCCACAGCAGUGAAAAGCACAGUGUUUAUUUUGAGGCCAGACGAAGAUCCAGGGCGCACUUGAGCAAGGAGGACAUCAGUAAUGCUCUGGUGACCAAGAAAAGCCUCUGUCGUGGUUUGCUUGGGGCAGUGGCAGCACCCCAGAAGACGGUGUCCCCCAGCAGGUCCUGGGGUCGCCAAGGGCUUCCUGAAGAUCCCUAGGCGAGGAUAAAGCUUGAAGGCAACGAAGGAAAUGUAGCCUAAUGCCCCUCUAACCCCUCCCUAUAAUCACGCCACUACUUCCAUUUCAUUCUCUCUUUUUCCCCCACCCCAAAGUCCGAUUAAUUGCAGACCGAUUAAAAAAGGAGGCUAUGAGCAGACAGUCCAGGCACACCAGGCUUAAGACUUGAUUUGAGAAUGUCCUCGUCACUUCUGAUGCUGAAGCACAAACGUGGCACCCAGUUACUAGCUAGCUUCCCUGGUUAGCACUGGGGUUAAGUCUCCUGCCCCCACCACUGUGGAAAUCAACCCUCCCCACAUGCAAUGCUGCUAGAGCACAGCAAUUCAAUCAACUAAAGGUUUACAAGUUAUGGCCGUGCUACCAGCUUGGAAACAGCCCAACCAUUUUUAAUGAUCUGAGCAGAUUGGGAGGUGGGCGUGGAAGAGACAAACACAUACCCCUCUCACAAAAAACUAGACUGAAACCACCUCUAUUAUGUACUUUUCUGUUCCAUUUUUGGAUAUGAAUUAACUGUAAUUUUUAAACACUUUUUAAGCCUUAAAAUAUAUCAUUUUGUUUAUACCAGGUUGUUUCUUUUUAUCACUGUUUAUAUUAAUUUGAAUCCUCUUUCUUUGAAGCCCCCCAACCCCCACCCUUUCCCAUCUCCCUUGGUUUUGAAUUGAUGUUGUACGAUAUUCAAUAUUGUAGCCUUUUUUGUCCGCAUGUUAAUAACUAUGUAAAUAGGACUCUUAUACAUAAUGUUAACACAAUUUUUUCUAUAUAAAAAAAGCCCAGGCUGCAUCUAGCUAGAACCCUAGUUAUUACCUUAAUAAUGAAAAAGGAAAAAAAAAACCCCAAGGUCUCCCCUCCCCUUUAAAGUCUUGGAUUGUGGUAACAAAGAUGGGUGGGGGGAGGGCAGCCUUGCUCCCUGCUCCCAACAGACAGUUGCAUUGUUUAAACAAUGAAAAAAGAUUUUUUUUUUUGGAAAAAAGUUGCUUUGUAUUUCUUUGUUGUGGAAAAAAGAAAUAAAACGUCUUUGCAACCUU
Eublepharis macularius is the source of this 4375-nucleotide messenger RNA. RefSeq names its product zinc finger protein 362 (gene ZNF362). Gene Ontology annotation, molecular function: DNA-binding transcription repressor activity, RNA polymerase II-specific. NCBI's taxonomy places the organism in Eukaryota, Metazoa, Chordata, Lepidosauria, Squamata, Eublepharidae. Bases 434 to 1645 code for a protein of 403 amino acids. The transcript is spliced from 9 exons. The record is from RefSeq and is a predicted model, not a curated record. Gene Ontology annotation, biological process: negative regulation of transcription by RNA polymerase II.